CUUAGUGUAGUCAUCUCCGCGUUGUUUUGAAAGAGCUGGGAAACCCCUAUCACCUCGUUAUUCAACUCCACUGGCUUGACUAGUUCAUUUCAACGCUGGCGUAAUCUAUCACAGACAAAGAAGAACCUGAGUAGAUACUGACAUUGAUAAGGACCGGAACUUAAGGUACCGGAGGUCAUGAGCACCUUAGCCCAAAAAUGGCUAGUCCCAGAUUGCCCGUCAUCAAAUCCAAAGCCUGACUCAGCAAAAUUAGGUUUGCGCAAAGAAUAUCCAGAACAAUCCAAAGCUCCUCAAAACCCGCUCCCUUCAGCUCACAAUCCAAGUCGCGAGACAACACCUCCGUCGCCCACAUCCGCUUGCCAUAAUAUUCUCAAAGAGACAGACGUCGAAAACCACCUACCUACCAUGUCUCGCGAAGCUUACCAGGUUCCUUCCUCUUUGGGCGGACAGAAUACCUUUGACUCCGGUGCUGGCUCCAUGGAUGGCCCUAUGGUUGCCUAUCUAUGCGGCGAGUGCAACGCUCGUGUCUCGCUGAAGAGGGGUGACCAGAUCCGCUGCAAGGAAUGCGGUCAUCGUGUGUUGUACAAGGAAAGGACGAAGAGGUUGGGUUUUUCUUUUUUUUUUUUUGUUCUUGACAAAGUUUUAAAUUGGGUGUUUGCUGACUUUGUUUGGUUCUACAGAAUGGUUCAGUUCGAAGCUCGGUAAAAUGGGAUAGACCGGUUGCGCGACGUUGGCUUUAUAAUUUUUUUACGAUCGUAUCGUGAUAUGCAUUCAGGUGGCGCCUUGGAGUUCGAUGGGACAAAAAAAAAAUUGAAUAUAGCGAUGCGGCGAUGGUUCUGCAGAUGACCUUUGUUGAAAGGGACUCGUUA
This is a messenger RNA of Aspergillus pseudotamarii, 869 nucleotides long. RefSeq names its product Rpo12/RPC10 RNA polymerase subunit family protein. NCBI's taxonomy places the organism in Eukaryota, Fungi, Ascomycota, Eurotiomycetes, Eurotiales, Aspergillaceae. Gene Ontology annotation, cellular component: RNA polymerase III complex; RNA polymerase I complex; RNA polymerase II, core complex. Gene Ontology annotation, biological process: DNA-templated transcription. The transcript has a single exon. The record is from RefSeq and is a predicted model, not a curated record. The coding region runs from base 178 to 705 and encodes 175 amino acids. Gene Ontology annotation, molecular function: zinc ion binding; DNA-directed RNA polymerase activity; DNA binding.